This is a messenger RNA of Anarrhichthys ocellatus (wolf-eel), 4891 nucleotides long. RefSeq names its product protein 4.1-like. The transcript is spliced from 3 exons. The record is from RefSeq and is a predicted model, not a curated record. The coding region runs from base 4445 to 4891 and encodes 148 amino acids. Lineage: Eukaryota; Metazoa; Chordata; Actinopteri; Perciformes; Anarhichadidae.
CUCUGAUCUCCACCCAUCACUACUAAGUGCUUCGUCAUUGUAGCUGCGACACCGCCUCUCUGUGGAGACCUGGCCCGGUGAGCUUGUAACUUGUUCUGUACGGAAACACCGGAAUUAUGGCAACAAACUAAAGGUGGAGGAAACUCAACAGAAGAGACAUCCGUCCGCUCAGGUAUGACUCGCCUACUCAGACGCUGUUGUUGUGUUUACAUUUGCACACCUUUUUCUGCGAGUUUUUUUUACAUUUCCCGUCUGCACGCGGCGGGCGGCAGUUCGUUUAGAUUUCAUUGCUCCGUAUUUAGAGGGAUUAUGUCCAGCACGACGAGGUCAGAAAUGUCUGUGCUGUUAGCCUACCCGUAAAUAAGAAACAGGACUCCUAGCCUACUUGUAGUCUGUCGAGUGUAUUCCGGCAAGUUUCAGACAUGUCUGCCAAAGGUUUGUUGCGAGGUUGCCCUCACGAGCCCAGAGACUUAGGGACAGAUACUUUAUAAAGCAUACCUAGCUUGAUUAUCAUAAACAAGACAACACAAGCUAAACAGGUAGGUUAUCCUCGAGGAAGUAGGUGCAUCGUAUUGGUAUAUUUAUUAUGCUGAUAACAGAUGUAGAAAUCUAGAGGAAAACCAGUGUUAACAGAAGUAUUUUAUACUUGAACAACUGAUUUGGGUCAACUGUAACCUGGCUGCAUACACUGGUUCUGGAUGCUAGCAUUAGGCUAUAUGCUAUACUUUCAAAUAUCUAUUCAUGUUGUGAUUCAGGCCCAUCAGCUGUGUGAUACUUUCUGAGUUGUUAUGUGCAGUAUUCACCACGUACGUUCAGCAGUGGACUGUACAUCUCCUUGACUAUAUGUGCUGCCAUCUCUCUGAUUAAUUUGUGUAAACUUUCUAUUAUAUGUCACAUACUUAAAAUAAGUAUACUACUGAAUUGACGCACUCUUUUUCCCUCUCUUUCUGACCUGGUCUGGGAUUGUCCUGCCAUCUACAAUGACCUUCUAUAUUGACGUGAGUACCAAGCACUGACUUAAGUUGUAUGAAAAAAGUAUUGAAGCGUAACAAAGACAUCUGAGCUGGUGUCUCGCUCAUCAAUGUUGCUCAUUUGGAGGGUAUUGCACUGACAGAGUAACAAUUAUUUUACCUUAAUAUAUAUGUAUAUGAACAAAUCCCCCCUUAAUGUACCACAAUAUGAUUUAAAGGUAAUGCAGAGUAUAAUUAUAAUCAAGAAAUCCUGCUCUCAGCUGCGGAGAAGCAUUUCAUUUAUAUUUAUGCAACGAUUCAAUUAAGUCAUCAGUCCUUAUAGAGACUAUUACAUAUGAAUUAUUCAUGAUUUCUAUUUGACAUGCACAGCCCCUCUGGGAUCUGAGUGAAGACUCUGUAUCUUCUACGUGUUAAAAUGCGUCUCUACCUCCAUUCUUUCUUUAUUUGUGUGGAAAAAGGUUGCACAUUAUUUUCUGAAAGAGAAAUGUGCGACAUCUUGUUCAGCGUCAAACAGAUCUGAAGAAUAGAUUGUGAAGAGCUUUAGUUACUGAAAUAACCGCACACUGCUGUUGGUAACCUGCUGGUGCCCACACCAAACUAGUUUUGGGAGGGGUAGUGUGACCAUGUCACCCCGAGUCUACUGGACACAAACACGUCUUUAUCUCUCAUGAACACAUGCUCCCAGCAUGCCUUACCCCUCUGUGCUGACGUAGAGGAGUAUUGGCGGGGAUUCCCUCUCCCUCGCAACAAAUAGUUAACGUUGAAAUAGUUAUUUGAUAUUUCACCAUGUGAGUGUUUUUAUUAUGUAACUUAAAGUACACAUAUUUAUAGCAAUAUUGCACUGUAUAUAGUGUAGAGGAGAUAUAGUAUUUAUUACUGCAGUGCAAUGUUUAAUAUGUGGAGAUAUUCUUUGUGAAAUUCACAUUUGGCCAGUUUUUACUGCAAACCUGUCAGACUGAGUCAAAUCAGCCACAUGCUUAUGGAGAGUUCAUUCAUUUGCAUCUCCACUGGGUGGCAGUGUAAACUAAGAAAGCGCAGCCAUGUACAGUAGCAUCAGAUGAUCACAAACACAAUUCAGCAUGUACUUAGGUGGCCUAGAAUGUCCGCCACAAUCUGUUCAACGUACCGUGAGCUCCAGGGCUUGGUGCUGCUUCUUUUAAAGAUAUCUCAGAUGACAUCCAAGUGCAUGCAUAAUAUAAGCAUUUCAUUUCCAAUCUGGCUCAUCGCUUAGCAUUGUCUCUGGAUGCAAAUGUUUAUGGCAGUUUUACUAGCUGCUAAAGUGCUGACAUAUUCUCUGUAUUAAGUUCUAGCACAUGAUGCUAUGAAUCUAAAACAUAAUGUCCCGACUCUUCCCCUUUGAGGAACCAUCCCGCUGUGUAAUUUAAAUUUUCUAAGAUGUGCACGAAGGUGAGAAUUCAAACUUGGCCCAAGACAAGAAGGAUGUCUGCUGGCAGAAACAUGGAACAUUCCUGGUUCAUGAAUUCUUCAUAACAUAAUGGUGCACUAUGAAUAUUGAUGCGCUGUUACCAUCAAUCCCGUUAGUGCUCUCGAGAGCUCGGCUCCCGGGGAACAAAUAAAACCCCCCUGCAACCAUGCCUCCAUCACAUGCACUCACAAUUCAUAUUUGAAGCAUAUUCAAAGCUACGCGAGUUGUUUUACACACGAUACGGGAGGUAAGGCGGCGUGUUGCUUGAGUGUGUGUGUGUGAUGCGUACUCGGAUGCAGCAUUGGAAGUCAAAGAGAGAUGUUUUGGUAGAAGGGGUAUGGGACAUUAUAUAAUCACUGAGUGAUGGAGCCAAAGAGGGAUAAAGAUUGUUCCAAACAAACAUAACCCCCACGCACUCAGCUGGAGUAAUGCACUGCACCGUGGCUCCAUGUGCGUGUGUUUUGCCCGUGCUUUUGAACAAAUGAGAAAGAGCGACCGGGGGAAACAGAAAGUGUGCGUCUGUGUUUUUGGGUGUGUCUACUGUGCGAGUGGGUCUUCUCUGAGUCUGUGGUUGCAGUCUGUCACUGUCUCAAGGGACUGUGGGUCUGUAAGUGCUGCUCCUCGUCUCCUCCCCUCUCAGUCCUGUCUCUCCUCCCUCUCCUGGGUCCAGCUCAACACCUGCUCCCUGCAGUAUAGGCACAGGGCAGGGCAGGGGGGUUCCUAAGCAACUGAAGGCUACGCGAGUAGUUCAUGCACUCCUUGGUCCUCUCCCUCGCUCUUCCUCUAUUAUCUGACUUGAUCGUGCCAGUUGUUGUGCUGUUUAUGUGUUAUCACUGUGUUCAGUGAUCAAAGUAUGAAGAACACGAUAACCGACUGUUACUGUGCAAGAGAGAAAUCUUCUGUUUCUGUGGUUUAGUGUCUCCCUUGCGUCUUAAUACCUUUUUUACCGUAAUACCUAUUUUUGGACUUUAUGACACGAUGUACUGAAUCAUCUGUGUGCUAGUAAGACUUUUUCCUUCAAAUAAAUUGCCCAGAAAACACAUGUGACGCUGCUGUGCAUGCCACACGAACUUGCCUCUGUGAGACAAAGGUGAUGGUGACUUACCCCGUUUAGCUGUGAGAAUAAUGAACCCCUUUACUCCCCCCCCCUUCUGCAUAAGAGCCGUAUGGGCCUAAUGGGGUCAGGCAGAUGGGUGGGGACCAUGCCCGGGUCCAUAAAGACUGCUGGUGUGUAUGUGUGUGCACGUGAGCGGGUGUGUGUGUGUGUGUGUGUGUGUGUGUGUGUGUGUUGCUGGUUUGUUUUUGGAUUUGUAGAUAAGAUGGUUGAGGGGGGGGAUCGAUUGGACAUAUUUUCAGUUCCUAAUAAAUUUGUAACUGCUUAUUGUAAUAUCUCACCAACUGGCUCAGGGUUGUAGUCCUGACACCCUCGUGCCGUUCAGACGAACACACCACGUUGGUGCCUGAAAAGAGGGCAGGACUCUGAGGAAUAUGCUUCUGGACAUUGCACUGUGUUAAUGAUUGCACUCUUUGGUCCGCCCUACUCCAUGUCUGUUUGGGACGAGGCAUAAUGUGUUGUACCGACAUAGCGAUGAGUUCUGAAUGUACUUGACAAUGUAAAACCCUUUUUUUUUUUUUUUUAAUUCUAAAAGUACUGACACAAAUAUAAAUCUGUCCAUUAUCUGUAGAUUUGAAUGCUUGUGGAUGACUGUAGUUUUUUAUUUAAAGGUUAGAUUGCUGCAGCAUAUUAACAUAUAUAAACAAAGCCUUGUGUUUAGUUCAGAUCUCCUCAGCAUCAUAAUGAAAGUUGCUGCCCAUCUCCUCCACCCCGACAUGCGGUUGUGAGGCGUGCUGGUCGGCGCUCAGUUGGUCAACUAGAGUCCUCGGAGGGAGACUCCACCCCUUUACGAGCAUCGGACACCUUCAGCACAACAAAGCAUGUGUCGCUCCGCUACAUUGUUUCUGCUCUGAACGCGCCGGAAUACAGGAUUUUGUCUGAUUUUGAGCUGUUUGCUUCCACAUUGAUGCUAAUCCCGCAGUAGUGGCUACCAUGACAACAGAGGCAAGUGCAGUGAGCGAGGCCGACACCGAGGGUAAGCCGAAGGCCGGCGGCGCCGAGCCCGAACCGGAACCAGAGAACAAGGAGAAGCCAGAGGCGGCAGAGUCCGAACCGCAGGGGGAGCAGUCGAGCAAGAAGGCCCAGGAGCAGACGUCUGAGCCUGGGCCCGCUGACGUCGCCACCUCCCCUGAGGAGGAGCAGCUGAAGUCUCGUACCCGGACCUCUGCUGGCAAAGGCCUGUCUCGCCUCUUCUCCUCCUUCCUCAAACGCCGCUCGCAGUGCUCCGAGGGAGAAGGGUUUGAGGCAGAGAAAGCCACGGAGGAAAAGUCUGACAAAGAGGAAAAAGCUGACACGUCAGAAGAGGAGAAGAAGGAGGAUGUGAAAAGUGAAGAGAAGGAGGCCAGGCUCCGGAGGAACAAAAGGAAGAAGCUGCGAUAA